GCCCGCGCGAGCGACCGCAGGGAAUGGAAGCUGAGAACGCCGGCAGCUAUUCCUUUCAGCAAGCUCAAGCUUUUUAUACAUUUCCAUUUCAACAAAUGAUGGCCGAAGCUCCUAACGUGGCAGUUAUGAAUGAACAGCCAGUGAUGGCAGAAGGUCCAGCUGAAGCUCCUGCUCAGGAACCUGUACAAGAGGCUCCAAAAGGAAGGAAAAGAAAACCCAGAACAACAGAACCAAAAAAACCAGUGGAACCCAAAAAACCUGCUGAGUCAAAAAAAUCUGGCAAAUCAGCGAAAUCAAAAGAACAGCAAGAAAAAAUUACAGAUGCGUUUAAAGUGAAAAGAAAAGUAGACCGUUUUAAUGGUGUUUCAGAAGCUGAACUUUUGACCAAGACUCUCCCUGACAUUUUGACCUUCAACUUGGACAUCGUGAUUAUUGGGAUAAACCCAGGACUCAUGGCUGCUUACAAAGGGCAUCAUUACCCUGGACCUGGAAACCAUUUUUGGAAGUGUCUGUUUAUGUCAGGGCUGAGUGAGGUCCAACUGAAUCAUAUGGAUGACCACACUUUACCUGGGAAGUAUGGUAUUGGGUUUACCAACAUGGUGGAAAGGACGACGCCAGGCAGCAAAGAUCUUUCCAGUAAAGAAUUUCGUGAAGGAGGACGUAUUCUAGUACAGAAAUUACAGAAAUAUCAGCCACGAAUAGCGGUGUUUAAUGGAAAAUGUAUUUAUGAAAUUUUUAGUAAAGAAGUUUUUGGAGUAAAAGUUAAGAACUUGGAAUUUGGGCUUCAACCCCAUAAGAUCCCAGACACAGAAACUCUCUGCUAUGUGAUGCCAUCGUCCAGCGCGCGAUGUGCUCAGUUUCCUCGAGCCCAGGACAAAGUUCAUUACUACAUUAAGCUGAAGGACUUACGAGAUCAGUUGAAAGGCAUCGAACGAAACACAGACGUCCAAGAGGUGCAGUACACGUUCGACCUGCAGCUUGCCCAAGAGGAUGCAAAGAAAAUGGCUGUUAAGGAAGAAAAAUACGAUCCAGGUUACGAAGCAGCGUACGGUGGCGCUUACAGUGAAAAUCCGUGCAAUAGUGAACCUUGUGGCUUCUCUUCAAAUGGGCUAACAGCGGACAGUGUGGAGUUAAGAGGAGAAUCAACUUUCAGUGACGUUCCAAACGAGCAGUGGAUAAGCCAGCCAUUUGCAGACCAGACUCCCUCUUUUAAUCACUGUGGAACACAAGAACAAGAAGGAAACUGCGCUUAAGAAUGGGGUUUCUCAGCUGUGCUUACAUGCUGCAGUUUUAAUGCAGUCGUCAGGAAGCAGAACCUCGGUGUGCUAACUAAGUAUUUGAUUGGUCUUUUACUCUAGUGGUGUGCUUACGGUCAAGAACACUUGUGUGGUAGAAUCACCUCUAUGAACCUGAGUAGCUUAGAAGGAAAAGUAGGGUUUUUUUGUAUAUGAGUUUUUGUAUUUGAAUUAAGCAUCAUUCCAGCUUUUUAUAUACUAUAUUGCAUUUAUGAAGAAAUUGAUUUUCUUUGGGGAGUGACUUUUGAUCUAUAAUUUUAAAAUACAAGUCUGAAUAUUUAUAGUUAAUUCUUAACUGUGCAUAAACCUAGAGGUACCAUUAUCCCUUUCUGCCUGAGAAGGGCAUGCUCAUGAUGGGAAGUGCCGCUGGUGAAGGAGCAAAGGUGCUGACUUUCGUAGAUGAAGUUAACCCUCAGUGGAGGCUCAUCUGUUAGUUUCAAGUGGUGGUUAAUGAGACCUCCUUGCUUUCCCAGCGGUGUUCAUGAGAGCUGCUUCGUAAUAGAAUCGUGGAACAAGGCCUUGCCAGCCAGCCUGGCCUUCCCUGAUAGGGCACUGAACCCUGUCCUUUGCCACCUCAGCCCUGUGUGCUAAUCCUCUGGUAGGCAGAAACUAUUCUGCUGGGAUGGUAAGUUCCAGAGACUGCAGUAGACCUUUUAUAUGUUGUUACUUAUCUCAGUUUUACUUGAGAGAUGUAAAUGUGACAGGGAAGGAACUGAAUUUUCCCUGUCAGUAUUUAUCACCAUUCUAAUUUAUCCCCUCCUUGGCUUUAAGGAAAGGACAUGGAAAGUGGUAAGAAAUGAACUUUUAGGCUGAACAAAAAGAUGCUGGGGAUGUUUGAUCAUCUUAUUUAAACUGGUGCUUUCUGUACAUGAGAUGUACUGAAAUAAAUAAUACAGGAUCCUCCUUGCUGGGUAAACCUAGAAAGCCAAUUACUUAAAAAAUUCUUUCUCUGCAUCAUCACUGUUAGUUACAGUGGAUUAAGUGAACCUCAUGAAUGGUUGUUCUGAGUUAAGUACCUUUGUGAUUUUCUAAUGCGUUUUCCAUGGUGCUACAAAGAGUCCAUACUUCCUGGAUCUGGAGGAAUUAAAGCUGGUUACUCAAAAAUGCCAUUUGCAUUCAAGUCCUAAUCACUCCUGAAGAUUCUGGUUUCACACAUGGAGCAUGCUGUUUUUUCUGAAGUAUUUCUGAGGUUCUUCCCCUCAGGAGGAUACAUGGCCUGUUCUUUUCUUAGAAAUAAGAGAAACACAUUCGUGUUGUGAAUCUUAACAUGCUUUUAGCUGUGGCUAUAAUGGAUUUUAAUUUUUCCGAAGUCUAGAUCGAGCUGUGUAAAUGUCAUUCAUGUUAUUUAACUGAUGUACUGUACUGCUGUUUACAUGGACGUUUUGUGCGGGUGCUUUGAAGUGCCUUGCAUCAGGGAUUAGGAGCAACUGAAUUAUUUUUUCAUGCGACUAUGUAAAGCAUGUAACUAGGUAUUGUUUUGGUAUAUAACUAUUGUAGAUUUACAAUAAAUUUUAUUUGAGUGGGAAAAAAUCCCCUUUAAAUUAUGACAAACACUCACUAGAGAAUGGGUUUCAAGUUUUUCCAACCAUACAGGUAUGGUGGUUUUCAUCAAACUUGACAAAGUAGUAAAUGUUGAUGUUUCCUGUACAUGACAGUAUGAGACUUUUUCAUUAAAUAAUAUCGAAAGAUUUUUCAAUUCA
This is a messenger RNA of Tupaia belangeri chinensis (Chinese tree shrew), 2995 nucleotides long. It is a transcript of the gene TDG, whose product is annotated as thymine DNA glycosylase. Gene Ontology annotation, cellular component: nucleus. Gene Ontology annotation, biological process: base-excision repair, AP site formation. Lineage: Eukaryota; Metazoa; Chordata; Mammalia; Scandentia; Tupaiidae. Gene Ontology annotation, molecular function: pyrimidine-specific mismatch base pair DNA N-glycosylase activity; uracil DNA N-glycosylase activity. The record is from RefSeq and is a predicted model, not a curated record. The coding region runs from base 24 to 1253 and encodes 409 amino acids. The transcript is spliced from 10 exons.